Pogonomyrmex barbatus (red harvester ant) is the source of this 1746-nucleotide messenger RNA. Its product is annotated as protein THEM6. The record is from RefSeq and is a predicted model, not a curated record. NCBI's taxonomy places the organism in Eukaryota, Metazoa, Arthropoda, Insecta, Hymenoptera, Formicidae.
ACAACGGCCAGCCGAGAACGUCGAUCACCAGUACGUGAGACGUCACUGGCAGGAUAGGAUCUCCUCGCCUCCGGAUGUGCGUGUGCCGGCGUAAAUUUUCUUCCUUCUAUUCGUGAAAAGGAUUUUCUUCGCGAAAGAUCAGAGAACUUCUUAUCAAAAUUGGACGAGCCUUAAUGUACGACCUUGUAAGUGUUGACCAAGUGAAAGAAAGUUAUGUACCGUGCGAACGUGUUAUAAUAUAAAAAAAAAAAAAACCACAUUCCGUGUGUAGAUGUUAAAUUUUGGGAAAAGAGAGCGAUAUAUGCAUGAUGACCCGGAGAGAACGUGUCCCGCCUGAUAAUAGGAACGUCAGGAUGGCACUGCUCAAAAUUUCGAGAUGAAUUCGACGCCGCUGCAAUUCAUUCGUGAGUCUUCGAGAUGGUGCAAGCGCAGUCUGCGUUCUUAUUGACGGGACGAGGAACGCCAGCAAACGCGGUCGACCGCCCAAACGAAUCGAUAAACUGGUGCGAGGUGGUGUUGCGGAGGUGGAGUAUUUUCAAAGUCUAGCUACCCUGAACGGGCUAUCCUGAAGAGCGUCCAGACUGACUUUCGUGGAGCGAAAAUCGCAUGGCGCGAUCAAGAUGAUGACUUGUUGGGUCCUCGUCGGGGUCCUCGUGGCUGUCGUACUUCUUUACGGCCUCAUCGAAUUUCACUAUUUCCUGCGCCUAUUUUUUACCGUCUUCCUCGCACGUUACUGCAAAAAAAGGGUGCACAUUCUCGACGAGACUGUGAUCUACGGAAUUUGCACCACCACUGACGUAGAUGCGCUCUUGUAUCAUAUGAACAACGCGAGGUAUUUUCGCGAGCUCGAUUUUGCAAGAAUUGACUUCUACGAGAGAACUGAUCUAUAUCGAGAGGUUUGCUCUCAAGGUUCAGGUGUAGUACAGGGAGCUGCCACCAUACGCUAUAGACGUUUCAUCAAGCCGCUAACGAUCUUUAAAAUAACAUCAAAGAUUAUUUAUUGGGACGAAAGAAGCUUUUUCAUGGAGCAUCGGUUUAUUACGCCGAGCGAUGGUUUUAUAAGAGCGAUCGCAAUUUGUAGGCAGAGACUUCUCGAUUGUAGUGCCGAUACCGUCAUUGGUGCUCUAUUGAACCGAAGAGUGAAACAGAACGGAAGUGUCGAAGCAGGUGUAACGCAAGUAUCUCCAGUACGGCCGGAGAUGCCACUUGAAGUGAAGAGGUGGAUGGAAAGCAAUGAGAUAUCUUCGGCGACGUUGAGACAGGAUCCAAUCACGGUGACAACGCGUUGCUGACAAAUGGACGUCGCGACGUCCAGCGGUGGCGUCGUCUUGGCACCAAUAUACACAACCACGACUGUGUAACAAGCGAAAUCUCGGAAUAUGAUAUUCCUGAUCUUCAUCCUUGAUUAUCGAGCGACGGAUGUUGUCCUAGCGAAAUUUCUGGAAAUCGAUUAAUCUCGGUGGUUUCUCGCGAGCGUUUUUAAUUACUUUUGACACGAAGCUGAGCGAAUGGCCUUCGAACAAAAUUAGCGAUAAAAACAACCUACGAUGAGCACGAUGUUUAGUAAUCGAGACGGAAUGAGAACAAUUAAUAUAUAAUCACAGCGAGCGAUUAUUUCUUUCUAGUAUUUCUAUCGAGACAUGAGCUAGUUGAAUUCUUAGCAAAAGAAAGUGAUUAUAGGUAAAUUCUUAAAAAGAAGUUUUUAGAAGAAGAAUUUAAGCUCAAAAUCGUUUUUUUUUGUUACCU